Molecule: messenger RNA, 1616 nt
Organism: Magallana angulata
Lineage: Eukaryota; Metazoa; Mollusca; Bivalvia; Ostreida; Ostreidae
Exons: 6
Coding region: 160-1443 (427 amino acids)
Biological process (GO): mitophagy by internal vacuole formation; mitochondrial protein catabolic process
Cellular component (GO): mitochondrial outer membrane
Source: RefSeq, a predicted model, not a curated record
CAUGAAUCACACGUGAGGAUUGACAUGGUGUCCCGAAGACAAUCCGCCAAAAUCUGUGUCAUUGGAGAAAACACCAUACGGAGACCCCCUACCCCGGACUAGCGGACCAAAAGCGUGGGCUGCUAUGAAUAAUUGAGAGAAUAAAUUUAUGCAAAGACAAUGGCAGAAUCAAAAAAGAAGGAUUUACUAGCGGAUGCUAAGAACUUUUGUGAUGGACUAUCGAAUGUGUUUAUGCUUAAGAAGAGGGAUCCUCAGACAAGACACUUACUCGAGAAAGCUAAAUUAUUGAUUGAAAAUCUGAUAUCGGAGAAUCAGCGUGCCACGAGCAAUGUCACAAGUACCCCCCGAGGAUCGAGGUCAGCCGGGGGCAUGGGCCAGCUUUGGGUAAAAUUGGACGAACUUAAACGAGAGAACGAGGAACUCCGGAAACACGCAGGGAAGCCCGUAGACGACCGCCCGAGUAUUCCUCCCAAACCGUCCCAGGGCCCGGGUGACGUGAUUAUUGCUGACCUUCAUAAAACAAAGCGGGAAAACGAGGCUCUCAAAGCCAAACUGGAGAAACUGGAGACAAAGAUCAAAGAAAUGGAUUCUGUAGCUCUCAGCGUGCAAGACGAAUACAAACGAGCCAAGGUUGCCCUGGAAACGACCCAGAGAUCCAUGGAAACGGUCCUGAAGGAUUAUCGACAUAUGGAGGAUGACUUAAAAUUGGCGAAGAAGGAAAGCGAAAGUCUGAAACAGAAAUUGGCCAAGACGAUGCUACCGAUAGGACGAACUGACAACAGACUGGCCGAGAACAUCAGCGAGAAGUGUCGGCCCUCUAACAUUGCCCAGCUCUACAACACCCUGGAGAGUCAGGAGUGGGUGGACGCCAAGGAAACACUCGAGGAAAUCACAGACUUCGAGGAGGAAGACAUCGUCCAGUUCCUGUGCGCAUGCGUCAUGGCCUCGUUUCAAAGUUGUAAAGAAGUAUACAACGCUUUAAAGGCGACUAUUGCAGAGCUGAUCAGAAAACCAACCCUUGUGGUUAAUGAUACAUUGGUGGGAGAGCGGAACGGAAAGAGCAAGCUUCCAGACGACAUGACCGACAUUAUAGGCCAUCAGCUUAGACAGCACUUUGAUGACAUCGACUCUGACGUCAUUGUAGGGAUGAUGUGCGAGAAGCUAACAUUGGAGUUCACAGAGUUCGUACAACGACACCCGCACGAGAACAAGGUGGUGCAGAAGUUCAUGAAUCGGUGCGCAAAGGUCACCUGGCAGAUGGUUAUUCAGCACCCUCCCAUGUGGCUCUCCGUAGACGACCACGAAUUUGAUGACGAAAAGCACAAGUUGUGGUGGUCAUGUGAUCAGGCUGCAGCCAAUAGGAUUGACUUUUUUGUGUGGCCCGCGUUGUAUGACUAUAAGAGAGGGAAUUUAUUGAUGAAAGGUUGUGUUUUUGCAAGCUAACGGAAAUUAGUGACACGUUUACUUUGGACAGUUCCAUUAUUUAUUGAAUUUACAGAAAGGUUGUACACUAAGUGUUUUAUACGGGAGCUUUGAGUUGGUUCUGUUUGUUAUGUAUCACGAUGUAUCAUGCAUAUCUGUCAGUAAAAGUGCUUUCAUUGUUUUUCACUUCUCAA